AGAUCAAGAGGGAGACUGUUAGUUUGAUCUCCCAGAGACCCUUGGACCCCAACAGGCCCGAUGGGCCUCCUCUCACCCGCACCUUGAUCGGGGGCGCUCCAGCUCGUUCAAAGCUGGUGGGCCCCCGUCGCACUGCGCUAUAAAAGAGAGGUGGGGGCCAGCGGCACAGAACACGAGGUUCGCCGCCGCCGCCACCCUACCGACAGUCUAAACCCUAGCCGAUCAAGGAAGCGCAGCAGCGGCGGAAAGACCCACCUACGUCCGUCGUCAACAUCGCCGCCUCAUCCCGCUCCCUCGGUUGCGACCCGAAGCUCGACUACCCCUAGCAUCACCACCGUCCGCGACGAUGACGGGCCCCUCUGCAACACCCGCGAUUCAGGGCUACGAAGGUGAAAGUCGGUCCCCUUUCUGUUUCCCCCAUGGGCUUUGGAACGUGGGCCUGGGGAAACCAGCUUCUUUGGGGCUAUCAAGAAAGCAUGGACAGUGAACUUCGGGAGUGCUUCAAUCUGGCUCUGAGGAAUGGCAUAAACCUUUUUGACACUGCUGACUCUUACGGAACUGGAAAGCUGAAUGGACAGAGCGAACGGCUACUCGGUAGAUUUAUACGUGAGUUUGAAGGGCCGAUUAAAUCUCCGGAUGAUGUGGUCAUUGCAACGAAGUUUGCUGCAUAUCCUUGGCGACUUACAUCGGGCCAGUUUGUCGGCGCCUGCAAAUCAUCUUUGGAAAGGUUGCAACUGGAUCGGCUCGGAAUAGGACAACUGCAUUGGUCCACUGCUAACUAUGCACCUUUGCAGGAGCGUGCUCUCUGGGAUGGUCUAGUUGAAAUGUAUGACAAGGGUCUCGUUCGUGCCGUCGGUGUCAGCAAUUACGGGCCAAAGCAGCUUCUGAAGAUUUACAGCUAUCUAGCUUCUAAAGGUGUUCCCUUGAGCUCAGCUCAGGUUCAGUUCUCGCUACUGAGCAUGGGUGACGAACAGAUGGAACUGAAAACCGUGUGUGACUCAUUGGGCAUUCGUGUCAUCGCGUACAGUCCGCUUGGAUUAGGGAUGUUGACUGGAAAGUAUGAUUCUUCUAACCUUCCAAAAGGACCAAGGUCUGUGUUGUUCCGGCAAAUUCUUCCUGGCUUGGAGUCUUUGCUGUCCUGUCUGAGAAGGAUUGCAGAAAAGAAGGGGAAAACCAUGUCUCAGGUGGCCAUAAACUGGUGCAUCUGCAAAGGCGCGAUUCCGAUCCCAGGCGUGAAAACGGUCAGGCACGUGGAGGAGAACCUGGGCGCGCUAGGCUGGAGGCUGAGCCCUGCUGAGAUCGAAGAGCUCGAGUCCGCGGCGAUGGCGGCUCCGAAGAAAAUGAUCCAGAACGUCUUUCAGACUGCCUGAUCAUGUACAGGGAUAUGAAUCUCAGUACCAAACAUCACAGAACAAUGUUCAGAUGAAGAGUAGCGAGACGCUUUCACCGCUGAACUAUGAAAUCUUGCUAGCAUAGCAAGCAGUGGCCAAGGAGCUGCAUGUAUCUUCCUGCAACAAGUUCAGAUUAAGUAGCACACUGAUUACACUUAUUCAGGUCCGUUUUCAGGAUCCCCAGAGAUGAAGCGGCUUA
Molecule: messenger RNA, 1590 nt
Organism: Panicum hallii
Lineage: Eukaryota; Viridiplantae; Streptophyta; Magnoliopsida; Poales; Poaceae
Product: pyridoxal reductase, chloroplastic
Exons: 8
Coding region: 420-1370 (316 amino acids)
Cellular component (GO): cytoplasm
Source: RefSeq, a predicted model, not a curated record